Messenger RNA from Cantharellus anzutake, 398 nucleotides. RefSeq lists its product as uncharacterized. The transcript has 3 exons. Bases 138 to 398 code for a protein of 86 amino acids. Lineage: Eukaryota; Fungi; Basidiomycota; Agaricomycetes; Cantharellales; Hydnaceae. The record is from RefSeq and is a predicted model, not a curated record.
GAAAGAUGAGUAAUGACCGACAGGAGAGCGGAUAUUAGAAGAGCUAGGAGACCCACAGGAGACCAGGCGGUCAUGAGCAAUUAAUGAACAACCGACACGAACUGGACACAAAUUAGGUCAAAUGCAAUUAGGCGGAUAUGAGUUUGAUGAUGUCCGGUAUGAGGGAGAGAUUGAUGGCCAUGAGCGUAAUGGGAAAUCGAAACAACAUGAGGAAUGGCGACGAAGGAAAUCAGGAGGAAAAACCAUGCAGAGAGAGAGUGUUGAACAAGAAAAGCGAAAGUGAACCAGGUAGAAGGAGCAGAAUCCAGGAUAAUGGGUCGUCGACAGAAGAAGAAGAGCAGAACAUACGACACGGAAAUUACCCGUAUGUGCCACAUGACCCGGAAGAAAAUUAUUGA